Molecule: messenger RNA, 6188 nt
Organism: Clarias gariepinus (North African catfish)
Lineage: Eukaryota; Metazoa; Chordata; Actinopteri; Siluriformes; Clariidae
Gene: dlgap4a
Product: discs, large (Drosophila) homolog-associated protein 4a
Exons: 12
Coding region: 170-3307 (1045 amino acids)
Biological process (GO): signaling
Cellular component (GO): postsynaptic specialization; glutamatergic synapse
Molecular function (GO): molecular adaptor activity
Source: RefSeq, a predicted model, not a curated record
AGUCCAGGCGCGCUCGUGCGCUCUACGUGUCCGAGAUGACCGGAUGAGGGAAGGGCACGCGCGACUGGGCUCGAGCAGCGGGUUCACCGGCGGGCACGCACGCGCAGGUGGCGUCCUUCAGGCCUGUAGACUCACUCAAGCAGGGAUCAUGUUCUAAAACGGAACAACCAUGAAAAGCUUAGGGGCCAGCCAUGCUCGUCACUUGUCGGACUCCUGCAUGCCCGUGGCAGGUCCCCAGGAGCCGAUAUGCCCCUUGACCCCAGACCCCCAUGGGACAUUCCUCCUGAGUCCUGCCAUCGGCCAUUAUGGCACUCUGGAUCCCCAUAUGCACCACUUCCCUCCAACAAGCCCCAUCGGUUUGCAGUCCGACUGCCUGCUGCCGCUCAACAACCAGCUGACCACCAGCAACACCUUCCCUCACUUCCAGUUCCCAUCCCAGGUCAAUCAGACCGACUACACUCAGCAGGGUUGCGUGUCGCAGUCAGCCUCUCGCACUGGCACCCUCACCUCCUCCGCAUCUAUGGGAAUGGGCUUAGGUCUAGGACUCUCAGUUCCGCCAAUGAUCAGCAGCGGUACGGCGACCAUCUCCUCAGCUGCAGCAGCCAAGAUGAACCGCAUCCCAACUGGCCUGCUGGACCAGUUAGAGCACCAUGUUCCACUGCAACGUGAUGGCUUUAGCACGCUUCAGUUCCACAGACGAAGCCGUGGCUCCAAACAGCGCAGCGAGAGCCCUGGUCGCAUCCGCAAUCUGGUGCACUCUGUCCAAAAACUGUUCUCCAAGACGCAGUCUGUGGAAGGCUCAGGUGGCAAGGGGACAAUUCAGGGAGCCGACAGCACCAAGGCCACACGCCGGUCCAAGAGUAAAGACCGAGCCAAAACCGAAGGUGCAAAGAGACGGGGCCGACCAAACCUUUCUGGGUUCUGGAGCUCAGAUGACGCUCUGGAGGAUGAAGCAACGACACAGGAGGCAGCUGGUCCACUGGCUGUAGCUUAUCGAAACCCAUUGAGCAUGAUGACGCUGGGCAGGGCAGUGUCAGACAGCCAGGCGCCUCCCAGAACCCCCUUACAGGGCUACAAUACUAUUGCAGCUCACCGUUCUCUCAAGCCCUCUAAGAGCAGUGGAGAGCUGAAAACCCAGACAUUGUCCUCAACUGGUGGAGCAGCAGGGGAUGGCACACUGGCAAAAAGAGGCUCAUGGUCAACUCUUACUCUAAGCCAGGCUCGACAGGUGCUGCAGAAAGGCACGGCCACAGUGAACCGGACACUGCUGAAGUCCAAGUCCUACCACCAAGAGCUGGCCACCAACUUCCUACAGGUUCCUGUUGGGGAGUGGAGUGCUACGCUAGGUAAAGCUGCGGGAGCAGGAGGAGAGAUCCCAUGCAGGAGAAUGCGCAGUGGCAGCUACGUUAAAGCCAUGGGUGACCCCGAGGACAGCGACCAGUCUGACAGCCCUCCCUCACCAAAACCAUCGCCAAAAACAGCCGCUCGGCGCCAGAGCUACCUAAAGGCCACACAACAGUCACUCAGCGAACAACAGCCGCCUCUGCCACCUCGGAACUGCUUGCCAUCUCUGCGAGAACUCACCACCAACCGCAGCCUGGAUAACCUGGACUGCCUGGUGGGACAGAGUGAGUCUCAGCACUGGGACAGAGAAAGGAACUUCGGCUCGUCCUCACUCGGACGGGGUUCUGGGAUUAGCCAGAUGGAUCAGAGCUGUCUGUGCUCGGCGGGUUACGGCCACAUGGAGUCUCAGGCGGUGGAGGCGCUGGAUCUGCCGGCGCCGACCUGCUUCCGCUCGCGCAGCCACAGCUACGUGUGUGCCAUCCAGGCCGGCUGCUCUCAGGAAGACGACUCGGACUCGGACGAGCCUCCGCUGCACACCGACAGCAACACGAGUACCCGCACCAAGACUCCGCCCCCGGUCCCUCCUCGCUCCGCCUCCAAGCCGUAUAUCUCGGUGACGGUGCAGAGCAGCACGGAGUCGGCGCAGGACACCUACCUGGAGCAGCGCAGCGAGGCCAACAGCCAGUCGGGACGCAGCAACUCUACAGACAGCACCACCAGCUCGAGGACAAGCAGCCUGGCCAAAGGUCCUCUCCCCCUGAUACCCCACAUCCCCGUGCCCAUCCCCGUCCCCGUCCCUCUGGUGCCCCCCAUCCCCAUCCCCCUGGUGCCCCCCAUCCCCGUCCCGGUGCCCAGCGCACGUGUCAGCAGCCCUCCUCCUCCUCCCGCCCGAGAGACCCAGACCGUGGGCGUCGGCUUCACGCAGGACGAACCGCGGGCCGUCGUCAGGAGGAAACUCUCGUCCAUCGGCAUCCAGGUGGACUGCGUACAGCCCGUGCUCCGUGAGGAACACACCCCCACCACCAAGUUCCAGUCCAUCGGGGUUCAGGUGGAGGACGGCAGGCCGUUAAGCCGCUUCAGCAGCAUGGCGUCCAGACAGGAGACGGCCGACGCCGAGACUCAGGACCGGACGGACGGUAAAAUGACCGAGAACAGCAGCAUCGCUUGCAGCACUCAGACUCUGGACUCCCCCAUGAGUGCGGCGAGAGCGCAGAAAUCCUGUUCCACGCUGCCCGAGAGCGUGGAGGCGGCGCUGGACCCGUCCUCUCUGCCUCCUCCUCCUCCGUCCCUGCAGAGCGUGAACGGAGCGUCGGAGCAGCCCGGAGCGCCGGCGGGGUCCCUCAGGGACGGACACUGCUUCCUCCGCCUGCUGCAGGCCGAGACGGGCCGCAUGGACGCCUGGUGCCAACAGAUGGAGCAGGAGAGUAAAGACAGACAUCUCUCAGAAGAAGUGCUGGGGAAGAUCCGCAGUGCGGUAGGCAGCGCUCAGUUGCUCAUGUCUAAGAAGUUCCAGCAGUUUCGAGGCCUGUGCGAGCAGAACCUGGACGUGAACGCUCAGCCGCGGCCCACCGCUCAGGACCUGGCGGGUUUCUGGGAUCUUCUGCAGCUCUCCAUCGAGGACAUCAGCACGAAGUUCGACGAGCUCCACCUGCUCAAGGCCAACGGCUGGAAACGUCCAAAGAGCAGCAGCAGCAAAAAGGAGGAGCGGAAACCGGCUGGCGUGACGACGCCGAAGAAAGCGGCAAAGCCCAAGGCGGCGGUGGCGGCGGCGGCGGCGGCGGCGGCUGCGGCGGCGGCACCGAAGGAGAAGGGCAGUGGAGACUCGGCCGCUGAUAAACAGAGACAGGAAGCGCGAAGGCGUCUGAUGGCCGCCAAACGAGCCGCCUCCGAGCGCCAGAACUCCGCCACGGAGAGCGCAGACAGCAUCGAGAUCUACGUCCCCGAGGCUCAGACUCGCCUCUGAGAGAAACCAACCCCACACACACACACACACACACACACACAAUAACAUUUUGCAUACUCGCGUGCUUCUGAAACAUACCUGAGACACGGAACUUAUAAACAGUAAGAGUACAGACUUGGGAAAUAAUUAUAAUAAAUAAAUAAAAAAAUUUAAAUAAAUAAAUAAAGCGUGUGCGUGUCAGCGCGGAAGAUUCGCGGCGCGGACGGAGACGUUUAUUACCGAACUUGUUGUUUAUAAUAAGAAUUAUCAUACAGAGCUGUAAUUAUCUAACGGAGUAUACUGAACACCCGCCUGUAAAUUGUCCUCAUAUCUCGGACGCCGUGCGGCGCGCGUCCGUUUGGGAGUGUGUUUCAAAGAAUCUGACGCCCCCACUUCAGUCACUCCACCACGCCCUUUCCUCUGGCCAUCCCAACAAAGCGCCCCCCCCCCCCCCCCCCCCCCCCACACCCCACCCCACCCCACGAGCACGCACUCAGGAUUCUGCACGUGUGCACUUGUUUUACAGCAAUGUGGUCUUCCUCUCCUCGCCUUCAUCACCAUCAUCAUCAUUAUUAUUAUUAUUAUUAUUGGUACAUCGCUUUUUAGGCCAUUGAAUUAUAUAGGAAUGUGAGAUGUAGUUCUUUUUUUUUUCUUCAUGCAUUAAUUAGAAUUUCUGAUGGUUGCGUUCACACUCACAGGAUCCGUUUCAUUUUAAACUCUAGGUAGAUUUUCUCCCUUUUUUUUUUUUGCUUUUUUUUUUUUUUUUUUUUUGGAAAAUGACUUAUAAGGAAUAAAAAAAAUUAAUAAAUAAAAAAUCUUCAAGGCAUGCUGUUAGAGGAAAAUAGACAAUGACUGUUCAGUUUCAACAGUUCAACAACACAAUUCCAAUGAUUUAUUUAUUUAUUAAGGAAUAAAGCAUACUUGUUAUACAUGUUUAUCGUUAUCGUGUUGGCCCUAAACCGCCGUCCUCUCGAUCCCAGUCUGUCAUGAUUCGGGUUAAUUAAACAACAGCAACCACAUUUGUUCAAAAAAAAUUAUAAAUAAAUAAAAAAAAAAUACACACACUUCUCCUCGGUCUUAAAACCAUGGCAGCUGACACUGGAGACUCCUUCCAGAUAUGUUCCUAAUAAACCUCUCCUUACUGAAAUACAUCAACAUAUCAACAAUUAUGCAGUUAUUAAAAACAUUUUUUUUUAAAUUUCCUUCUUCAGUGAUCAUGUUUAUAGAGUGACGUAACGCGUACUGAUUCCUGUUCAAAUUCUCAUGUUAAUGUAAAGAUAAUCAUGGUGUAUAAGAACGAGCGCGUUAAUGUAUAAACCUAAUAUUCUGAUAAUCAACCAAUCAGAUUUGAGAAUUGAGCAGCACUGCAAUCAAAAGCGUUUACAUAAUUUUUUUUCCCCCCGAAUGAAUAGAUGUUUUUUGUUUGUUUUUUUUCAAAAAUAUCCUCCUGUUUUCCAUUAUCUGUGUGAUGUGUUACUUUUUUUGGGGAAAGGUUUUCAGCUCAUGCAUCUUACACACACACACAUACACACUCUCACUCACACUCAGGGGCGGGAUACAGAUUGCAAAUAAAUUUGAUGAUUUUUUUUUUUUUUUAUGUUUGGAUUUGCCAAAAAUCAGAAUUUCAGUUUGCAGAAUGUCCAGGUAACGUUUUAUUCAUCCUGAAUUUGGACUGAAUUAUCCCACAAUCUGUAUCUUUUUUCUUUCUUUUUUUUUAUUCCUAUUAUUAUUUUUUACUAUUAUAUUAAAUCGAUUUUGUUGUCAUGGAUUUUUCUGCGUUGUGAAUGUAAAGGGGGAUCUAAACACUUCAUCUGUGUGUUUUCACACACUUGACUCAUUUGAAGCACUCCGAUUGAAAAAUGUUUUGUUAUUUGUUAUCUUCCUGAAGUUUUCUUCCAUCCAGAGAUUUAUUUUUUCCCCCUGUGAAUGUAAUGAUGUCUUGUUGUGGGUUUUGCAUCACAGAACAUUGGCCAGACAUGACGUUACCUUCCCCAGAGCAGCACUUUAUUAAUCAGAGCUGAGAGAAUAUAUAUAGUUUAUCUUUAUUAUUUUUUUAAUUUAGAGAUUAUAAAAGAUUGGGGAAGGCGUUCUGGUUGGAUGGGGCUAUGGAUCAUGUUUUGUUUAUAACCAUUAACCCUUGGAUCAGACUUCAACCUCUUGGAAAAUCCUUUAUAAUGAUUUUGUAGCAUUCGCUGUUCUGUACACACACCAUGAAAAUACAUCUUCAUACCCAAUUUUGUUCCGUUUUGCCCUGAGUAAGUGUAUAAUGUACUGUAUCAGACGCCACUUUCCACACCUCACUUCACCCUACGGUCACACUAACGACAAUAAGGGGACUAGUGAGAUUAAUAUUUUUUUAAAUGUAAUUUCAGUAAAAAAAAAAAUAAUGUAGAUUUAUUUAUUUUUAAAAAAUUAGUUGGUUGUUGCGCAGUAAAAGUCCAAACGAUGACUCCAGACAGAUGAUGAAAGGGAAGCUUGGAUAGAACUAGCAGCGAUCGUUGGUGCUAGUUCACAUCGCUAAUCUAAUCUUAGUGUGCAAGAUUUUACGAAGUAGGGAAGCAAAUCGAGCAAAUAAUCUUUACUCCAAUUAUACAAUAUUUUUAGCGCACGUAAAAUUAUGUAAAAGCCACGCCCACAAGCCAAUUCAAUCGUUCAUGCGACGCAAUCCAAUUUCAUGCUUUUUUUUGUCAUUACCAAUAAUCCUCCCCAGCCAUGACAUGAGCAAUGCUACAAUCCAACUUUUUUACUAUUAUUGUUAUUAAUAAUAAAAAAUUCUGUACAAAAGAUUGAAAUGUACACUAGCAUUAGCUUUAGAAUCUGCACAUUUGGGAUUGUUUUUAAGACGAGCUGUACAUUUUUCAUGUCCAGAGAAAUAUUAAACUUCAUUUAUUUCGUUUUUUAG